CUUUCCCAGUAAUGCUUUGCGGCUCGCAUGCUUGGUAGAAGCUCACUAGCGAGAUGGCGGUGGCAGUGCAAUCUUUACAAGACCAGCUUGAAAAAGCAAAGGAGAGUUUGAAGAAUGUAGACGAUAAUAUUCGUAAACUAACGGGGCGGGAUCCCAAUGAGUUAAGACCUGGCCAAGUACGAAGGCCACCAGUCCCAGGCAUGAUGGGAGGAGGUAGGGGGCGAGGCAUCAACCUACUGAGACGUGGACUCUCUGAAGUGGGCGGAGGAGGACCACCAGCCAAGCAGAGGGACAUUGAAGGAGCUCUGUUGAGGCUGGCUGGGGACCAGAGAGCCAGGAGAGAUUCACGUCACGAUAGCGACGCUGAGGACGAUGACGAUGUCAAAAAGCCAGCGUUGCAGUCAUCAGUAGUGGCUACCUCCAAGGAGCGCACGCGUCGAGACCUGAUCCAAGAUCAGACCAUGGAUGAGAGGGGGAAACAGAGGAACCGACGCAUGUUUGGCCUGCUGAUGGGAACCUUACAGAAGUUUAAACAGGAGUCAAAUGUGGCCACAGACAGGCAAAAGCGCCGUUGUGAGAUUGAGCAGAAGCUGGAGGUGCAGGCGGAGCAGGAGAAGAAGAGGGUAGAGGGUGAGAGGAGAGAGCUGUUUGAAGAGAGGCGUGCCAAGCAGACAGAGCUCAAACUGUUGGAGCAGAAAGUGGAGCUUGCUCAGUUGCAAGAAGAGUGGAAUGUGCACAAUGUCAAGAUAGUCAAGUUCAUCCGCACCAAGACCAAGCCACCCAUCUUCUAUGUACCCGUGAAGAUGUGCUCAGCCACUAACAAGCUCCUGGAGGAUUCUCAGAAAAAAUUGAAUGUGGUUUUUGAGGAGAGGCGCGAGGCGUUUGCCGAGCACCUGAGUAAGAUGGAGGCUCGUCCUCGGCGCCAGUCCCAGCGGGAGAGGGAACAGGAGGCCGCAGCUGGCGCUGGGGUAAAGGACCCGAAGACUGAGGACCUGAAGGAGGGUAAGCCCACGGGCCAGCUAGUCAAGGUGACAGGUAACCGCAAUGAUGUAGAAAUGGAGGAGGAGGAGGAGGAGGAAGAGGUGAAGGACAGGAAAAGGGGUAAGGUGGAGAAGGGGGAUGGAGGGGAGGGGGAGGUAGUAGACGGGGAGGGUCAGGACAGGGAAAUGGGGGAGGCUAGGGAGGUGGAGAUAGCUAUAGCUGCAGGUGGAGGAAAGGAGACAGGUGGGCAGGUUGGGGACAGGGAGGAAAAUGAGAAGAUGGAGGUGGAGACUGAGGCAGAGGGAGUGAAGGGGAAGAGGGUAGAGGGGCAGGUGGAGGUAGUCCAGGAAAAUGUCCAGGGCCCCACAGCAAUGCCAGAGCACCAGGAGAAGACCUCGGAGCUCAAGAGCCCAGAAAAAGUCCAAGCCAGCCCAGAGGUGGCCAUCUCUCGCAGUGUAGAGCCUAAGGAGGCUGCUGCCAAAGAGGCCACACCACAGCCUCUCAUCCCCCUCCUGGAGGCCACGCAGGAGCCCCAGAGCCAGGGGCCUGAGCAGAAGCAACUACCACCAAAGCUGCCGGCCCCGGAGGGCCCUAAGGACCUGGAGCCCCAGACACAGGAGGAAGGCCGGGGCCGCAAAAAGUCUAAAGAGAAGAAGAAAAGCCGAGGCAGUAGCUCCUCCUCUAGCUCCUCCUCCGGCUCCUCCUCUUCUAGUGGAAGCUCCUCCUCUUCUAGUGGAAGCUCCUCUUCCAGUGGGAGCUCCUCCCACAGCCGUAGCUCCUCCCACAGCAGGUCCGGGGGACGCGACAAGAAACGCAGGAGAAGGCCUUCUGAAAGAGAGAGGAAGAAGGGAGGAGAGAGGGGCCACAAACCGUCCAAGGGCAGCGGGAGAGAGUCUAAAAAUUCCAAAGACAAGGUCUCCAGUCGGUCUGACAGAAAGAGGUCAUCUCGUGAUGACAGGAAGUCAGACAGGAAAGAUAAGCGUCGCUAGGAAGGUUUUCUGUCUCAGUGGGUGGCUGUUUUCUGUCUAAAUAUCCAUGUAUCAAGUCUGAGCGAAGGGGCUUAUUUAAUGGAGACCCCAGAAGAGGAGGCUGUUAGAAUUUUCGGGAAGUAUUUUUAAUGAUCAAGAUGGUAUUGAAAAAUAUUUGAUCUUGGAUUCUUCCUGUAUUCGUCAGACCUAGUCCACUGUCUUGCCACCUAACAGCUUUUUAAUUUUUUCCGUCUCGAAUCUUUUUUUUAAUUGACUUGCUUUUAGGUGAUACAGCUUAGCCUGUUUUGUCCAGAAAUUCUGUUUUAUCGUCCUUUCUGAGGGUUUCUGAGCAAUGUCUUGCUAACAUAACUUCUGGGGCUGGUGUAGCCAUGGUUAACAAGUGGUGGUAUUAGUUAUGUAUUUCCAGUUAUGUGAUGUUGCGCAGUUACACUCACAGCUUCUGAAUGAAACUUUAGCCCCCUAAUGUGAUCACCAUGCAUAGUGUCUGGUCACUGUGCGUCUAAGAAAUCCAUUUUGAAUACAAUGUUUUAUUUUAUUUUGUACACUGAAACCAUCCACAGCUUCAUUAAAAAAAGAUGAUUAAACACU
This is a messenger RNA of Osmerus eperlanus (European smelt), 2558 nucleotides long. RefSeq names its product pinin, desmosome associated protein (gene pnn). The transcript is spliced from 9 exons. Lineage: Eukaryota; Metazoa; Chordata; Actinopteri; Osmeriformes; Osmeridae. The coding region runs from base 54 to 1970 and encodes 638 amino acids. Gene Ontology annotation, cellular component: catalytic step 2 spliceosome. The record is from RefSeq and is a predicted model, not a curated record.